AUGCGUGAACUCGUUGGAACAAAAACCUCUGGCUCUAGUUCUGGUGGGAUUGGAUUGGACUGUCUGCCAUCGGCUUCGAUGCUCUCUGUUUCUUUCUUGAGUUCUUCACUUCCUUUUGCUCCAGAUGCAUCUAGGGUUCCUCGUGUUCGGAAUUACUGUACGGGGAAUGAUGUUUCGUGGGAUCAAGAAAUUACUGUACGGGGCUGGGAUGGAGUUUACAUUGGAUCCUCUGUUUUUGGUCCAGCCCCACUAGAAGGACAAGAAGAAGACGAGGAGGAGUUUUCAUUCAAUCCUCCGCAUCCUUUGUUUACAGCAUCUAAAACAGGAAUACUAGAGAUUCUUUAUGAAAUGCUCAAAGAGUAUCCUCAGGCUGUUGAGCUUCUUAACACAAAAGGGCAGAGCAUAUUGAAUCGUGUCAAGAAGGCCAUCCUUUCUUAUUAUACCAAGCACCGCGACUUUAAGCAUGACAUAACUGCAGAGGAGCUCUUCAAAAAGAACCGCAAAGAGCAACUCCAGGCAGCGCAACAAUGGAUCAAGGAAACUGCUCAGUCAUGCUCAGCUGUAGCUGUUUUCGUUGCCACCAUUGUCUUUGUUGCUGCCUACAAUGUACCUGGUGAUGACGAUUUUCAUUACUCAAUCCCUCGAAAACUGACUUUGGGAUUCACUUUACUCUUCUUCUCCGUGAUGACAACCAUGUUUGCUUUCGCUGCCACCAUUUUACUCAUCAUUCAAUCGGAGAAAAAAUUGACAGCUGGUUUGAUUUCAAUUGCCGCGUUUUUUCCCGUUUCAAUAUCUGCGUUGAUGCAGUUCCGUUUGUAUGCUGCAUUCAGGGGUUCCAUGAAGGGCUUCUUUAAGGCAAUGAGGAGGUUCCUUCCUUGGUUUUGUAAGUUUCCUCUACUUAUCAAUCACCUAUUGUAG
Molecule: messenger RNA, 918 nt
Organism: Dovyalis caffra
Lineage: Eukaryota; Viridiplantae; Streptophyta; Magnoliopsida; Malpighiales; Salicaceae
Source: the annotation of a GenBank genome assembly